AAAACCUGUUCAGUAUUCAAAAUGUGUUCUCUGCCGCUUCAACUCCUCCUCGCUAUUUUUCUACUUAAAAUUAGUGAUUGUCAAGAAAUCACUUUCAAAAAUGUGACAGUUGCGUGGUGGAACGAUACCGACAGCAAAAACGAAAUAAAAGUUGCUACUGCCGACAAUUUGAAGAAAAUAGUUCCUAGUGGAGAAAACGUGACAGUGAAGGUUAAUGGCGAUGUUUCUGUUUUAUAUGAACAAUCGAUUUAUGAUAUAAAUAAUUUGAACUCUCUGGAACUAAGUGAAGUCAGUUUGAAAGAAAUCAAACCGGGAGCUUUUGGAAAGUUACCACCUUUAGGAUAUUUGGAUUUAAGUAAGAAUAACCUAACUGAAAUCAAAAGUGGUACCUUCACUAACCUAAAUCUGUCCGUGAUGUCCUUGAUGUUUAAUUCGAUCAGAUCUCUGCAAGCUGAAGCUUUCAAGAAUGUCGUCGUUGAAGAACUAAAACUCAGCGCCAAUUCACUUACUGAAAUUCCACGUGGUGUUUUCGAAAAUGUGACACUCAAAAGCUUGUACUUGAAUUCUAACCCCAUCCACACUAUAUCACCGAAAGCAUUACCAACUUCGUUGACAGAUUUGGAUCUCUUUUACAACCAGCUUGAAUCAAUAGAUCCAGAAGUUUUUGAUUAUCCUGAAUUAACAUCACUCACUUUGGACCACAACCAAAUCAAGUUUUUGCGACCUGGCGACUUGAAAAACUUACCCCAACUAGAGGACCUAACUCUUUCAUAUAACAAGUUGACGGAAAUUCCAGAUGGAGUUUUCAGCAAUACGAACAUCGUGUUUUUGAAACUGAAUUACAACGAAAUUUCCACAAUUGCGACGAAAGCUUUUGACCAUAUGCCAAAACUCAAGUGGCUGAAUAUUUCGAAGAAUAAUCUAACUCGGUGGGAUAAUAACUGGCUAGCUGGAUCAUCAAAACUGUUUGUUUUUUCUGUUGAUUACAAUCAAAUUACUGAAAUUCCAGAUGAAGCCUUCAAGAAUUAUCAUGGCGUGUUUCGUCUUGAUCUUCAAAACAACAAAAUUUCGAGAAUUUCGGUGAAAGCUUUUCAUAAUUUGGGACAUAUUCGUUUGUUAGAUUUGGCUAAUAACGAAAUUGAAAGUUGGAAUCCAGACUUGGUGGCUAAUGUUAAUAUUGAUGAAAUUGAUCUCAGCAUGAACAAAUUCAAUGCCGAAAAAGGAUCUGAAUAAACAAUUUGGAGAUCUAAGUAUUUGACGAAUAAUUGUAUUUUAAUCAAAUUUGUUUCAAUAAAGAUGCAAUUGCUAUGUUG
This is a messenger RNA of Zophobas morio, 1313 nucleotides long. Its product is annotated as carboxypeptidase N subunit 2-like. The transcript has a single exon. The record is from RefSeq and is a predicted model, not a curated record. Bases 22 to 1233 code for a protein of 403 amino acids. Gene Ontology annotation, molecular function: protein binding. Lineage: Eukaryota; Metazoa; Arthropoda; Insecta; Coleoptera; Tenebrionidae.